UGCACAGCCAGCCACGCAGAGGAGUGAGAGAUCAGAUUCAGACGCAUUGUCAUUUGAAACACCCACGGGUUUGUCUUAUUUAAGUUAAAGACAAUAUAAAAUAAAGGGGAAUAUGCGUGUCAAGAAUAUAUAAAGAAAAGUGGAGGAAGCCGUAGGAGUUAAAAGAAGUCAGUGGACUUGUGAACCCUGAGAUACCCUGGCCCCUACAACCAUUUGAAUCAGCUGCAUCUAGUGUUGCAGUGUGAGGGAAGGUACCAGCUCAGAACAAAACUAGAUUGAGUGUUUGAGACCUGACAUUUACCCCGAAGUCAGCUGUGCUGUAGAAGAGCCGGUACUCCAGACAUUUCUUCCCAUGGAGGGCUUUCCUGUCCACUGACCCAGCUGGCUGUCCCUCCGGACCAGCAGCCAUGUCUGCCUGCAACACCUUCACUGAACACGUGUGGAAACCGGGCGAGUGCAAAAACUGCUUCAAGCCCAAAAGCCUCCACCGCUUACCCGAGAGCGGCCUGAGGAAGACCCAGACUGAGCAACGGCCAUCUCUCUCCCAGCAGCAGAACCAGCCCCUUGCCGGAGCUGGACCCAACGCAAACCUCACCAGCAGCUCACAUCGGGGGGGUCACAGCUCUGCACGCUCUGGACACUGUCGCCCCCCUGUAGCCAAGAAGCCAACCAUUGCUGUCAAGCCUACCAUGAUGCUUCCCUGCUCCUCAGCCGGUCUGGACUUGGAGGGAAAUAUCCACAGACCACCAGAUGCUGGAGAACCCGGAAAAACCUCUGCCUUCACGGUCUGGAACCGCAAUGGCUUGAACCGUAAAAGGCCCUGUGGGUCAAACAACAAUGAAGGGGAAAAUGCCAGGGAGGAGAUCGAGGGUUAUGUGCAGCUUAGCCGGCAUGCCCCCACUGGCAACAACAACAAUGGUCUGACAGACAUGCUAAAAGAGAUAGCCGGCCUGGGCCCUGGCCCCAGCCCCUGCCCUGGCUCCAAGGACCUGUUUUUUGGACGCAUUAGCAGCUCCUACAGGCGCUCCCUGGAGAGGGGCCUCCCAGCAUCCAGCUGUCUGGCCCUGGGUAGCAGCAGUGGAAGUGGAGGACCCCUUCAGAAACGAGUAUCCUUGAAUGACAGCACAGACGUCAUCAGCACUGAGGGAGGCCGCUUCUGCUACCCUGAGUUCUCAAGUGAAGGGGAGGAGGAUGACGAUGAAGAGGAGGAAGAGGAUGAUGAGAGCGAGGAGAAUGAUGAUGGGGAACAUGAGAGUUGGGACGAGAGUGACGAGGAGCUGCUGGCGGUGGAGAUCCGCAUGCGGGGACAGCCACGCUUUGCCAACUUCCGAGCUGCCACGCUGUCCCCGGUGCCCUUCGCAGCAGGCAAGAAGUGGAACACGGUGCCGCUGCGCAACCGCUCGCUGCAACGGAUCUGUGCUGUGGACUACGAUGACAGCUACGAUGAGAUUCUUAACGGAUACCCCUCCAUGGACUCAGGAGGACAUGGUCUUCUCCCUUAUGGUCCCGGUGAUCUGCAAGGCAGUGCCUUCCUAUCCAACUCUGAGUCCACCACUUCCCCUGAAUCCUCCUCAUCGCUUCCGGAAGACUCCAGAACUACUUCCAGCAGUGGUAGCAGUGCGCCCUCUGGCCUGAGAAAUGGCCUUCACUCUCCGUCCUCUUCCAAAGCACACAUGACCCGAGCUGCUGCUAGUGAGAAAGAACAAGCCCACAGAGCUCUUAGUCCAAUAAAGAUAACAGAGACACAUAAGGCUGUCCUAGCCAUCCGAUUGGAGGAGCAGGAAAGUAGGGAGGGGCCUAUGCCCCAGGCUCUUCCUGGUCAGCCUGUCACAAUCAGCUUCAGCCCAACGGAGGAACAAGCCAGACCUUAUCGUGUUGUAAACUUGGAGAAGCCUCUUAUCUGUAAGCCUUACACAGUUGUGGAUGUGUCUGCAUCCAUGACCCACAAAGAGGAACAUGCUCCAGACAGCACUCCCAAACUCAAGACUCACCGCAUUCCCACCAGUCCAGUGUCUUUACCCACCUCCCCCUUGGCCCGGCCUCUGUCUCCAGCCUCUGCAAUAUCCCCGACUUCCCCAUUCUCCCCAAGGUCUGUCCCACCUUCUGCGUUGGGAGGCAAUGCAUUCAAGAAAUCAGGGAACAUCCGCUACCAGGAGGUGUGGACCUCCAGCACUAGCCCUCGUCAGAAGAUCCCAAGAAUAGAUCAAGAAACGGGGGCUGGUCCUGUGGUCCCACCCCGACAGUGUAGCCACAAAUCGGCCCCCACCUCUCCCAUCUCCGGGCUGUCCUCCUCUCGGACAGUACCCGUGAAAUCCCCAAAUCUGUCUGAGAUCAAGUUCAACAGCUACAACAAUGCGGGAAUGCCACUUUUCCCUAUUAUCAUUCGUGAUGAGCCUGCAUAUGCACGCAGCUCCAAGAAUGCAGUCAAGGUGCCCAUUGUUAUCAACCCCAGUGCUUAUGACAACCUGGCUGUGUACAAGAGUUUUCUGGGGCUCAACGGUGAGCUACCCCAACCAAAGGGGGUCAGGGUGGCCAGCCACACCUAUGAGGAGAUUGGAUCUGUGGAGAGUGGCCAGGCCUCCCCAACAGAGAAGCUACCCAGCAGUAAAGCUGCGUUGGACAAAGUUGCUGUUGAAGACAGGAAAUCUGCUCCUGGGGCUGGCCUGAAUCCCCAGGUGGCCCACUCACUACUCACCACUCCAGACUGCAGCACUGUACCAAGCACGGACGCCUCUGCUGCCACAUGUUGUACUGCUCUCUCCACCAGUCUAACGGUCACUGCAAGCUUGCCCAAAAGCAGCCCCAAUGGGGGCACGUCCAGUAGGGAGGGCAGCACAGACUUCACUCUGUCCUCUGGAACUGGGACCGCCCAUCGGGAGAAGGCCAUCACGGUGCUCUCUCAGAUUGUGGCCUCCAUUCAGCCACCUCAGUCUCCCCCAGAACCCCCCUCAGCCCAGUCCAAAACCUGCAGCGUGGAUGAGCUCUACGCUCUUCCUCCAGAUGCUGCUAAGGAAACCCUUGACCGGCCAAAGUCUUUAUUUUCUACCACUGAUGGCGUUCUCUCCAAACCUAGGAAAGACACACCCUCAAAGCAACUUCCCAAAUCCCAAAGCGCCUCAGCAACUGUCACUUUGUCCAGCCCCAAGGCCGAGGCUAGCGCUCCCUUUCCCCCUCCCAGGUCCACUUCCUCUCCUUUCCAUGCCUCUAACAUCCUCCAGAGACACUUUGGCAACUGGACCAAGCCGGCAUCAAGCUCGCCCACAAGGCCCAGUGACGGAGAGACCAGCCCCGGUGGAGGAGAUGGCAGACGCUUAGGAGCUGAGAGCGCCAAACCCAAACGAUGGAUCUCUUUCAAGAGUUUCUUCCGUCGGCGAAAGGACGAGGAUGAGCAAAGGGAGAAGGCAGAGAGGGAGAAGGACAAGGGCAAGAUGGUGGGGCUGGAUGGAACUGUAAUACACAUGCUGCCUCCUCCUCCCAUCCAGCGCCACCACUGGUUCUCCGAAGCCAAGCCCGAUGACCCUAGCCAGAAGCCCACCAUCAUAUUCACCUACAAGCCAGACUGCAGUGCCUCCGGUGACGGGGAGGGUGAACUGCGGGUGGAGGAGUGCAGAGACACCCCAGUGUUGGCCCCGGAGGACAGCAUCGACACGAGGACACUGUCCCCACGGCAGAUAACCUCUCCACAUGCCCCAGGGAGUGGCCUCCCCAGACAAAUCAUCAGCGAGUUGCCAGGCAGAGCUAACGAAGGCACCAUGCCCACGGCCACCUCCCAGCUGGUCAAGCUGCUAGGCUCUGUGGGGGAGGCGUGUGCCCCGGCCAGCGAUGGCAGCGCCAGCGUAGGUGACCCAGAUGAUGACGGCUCACACUCACCCACCUCCAGCUCCUGCAGCGCCACCUACAGCAACAUGGGUCCGUCUCGAGCCAACAUGAUCCCCCUGAAGCAGCCCCGCAACAUGAAGAGCUCUUUUGACACCCUGGCGUCGCUCGACCUGGACGGCCCCCACGACCAGCACGUCCCCCAGGCCACCCCGCCUCCGCUGCCGAAGAAGUCUGUGCCCCGCUCCACCACGGAGCCCUCCAGCCUGGCCAUGCCGCAGGGUGCGCUGAAGCCCAAAGCUGAAGCCAAGCCUGGGGGCAGCAGCUUCAGUGUGGCCAACCCUCUCUACGACCUGGACGGUACCUGGGAGACCACCAGCCACAGCUCCUCUCUCAGCUCUGAGCCCCGCCCCCACGACCAGGAGAGCGGCGACUCCCUGGAGAGACCAGUCACCGGCGUCAACAAGGGCCGUCCGGCCAACAGCCUCUCGUGUCUGGUGUCAGCUCCCAGCGCGACCACGGGGAGGGAGCACAGGGGCUGCCGGAGUGCUGAGUCCCUGGCUGGCAGGGCCCGCACCACGGGCAGAGGGGCAGGGGCCAGAGGGAGCAGCAAGCCCCAGAGACAGGCGCUGUACAGGGGUAUGGACAGCUGGGAGGAGGUGGUGGGCAGGAUUCGAGGGCUGCACACAGACACUCUGCGUAAGCUGGCGGGGAAGUGUGAGGAUCGCUUCAUGGCCGGCUUGAAAGACCACCUGCGCUUUGGGAACGACAGCUGGUCACACUUCCGCCUCACCACAGGAAGGCCCUGCUGCGAGGCCGGGGACGCCGUGUACUACACAGCCUCCUACGCCAAGGACCCACUGGUCACCUACGCCAUCAAGAUCUGUCGCAGUAAAGUGAAGGAGACCCAGCAGCAGUUCUUCCACAGUCUGGCUGUGAGACAGAGUUUGGCCCUGCACUUCAACAUCCAGCAGGACUGUGGACACUUCCUGGCUGACGUGCCAGCCCGCCUGCUACCCUGGGAGGAAGAAGAAGAAGAGGAGGAGGAGGAGGAGGACGGGGGCGAGGAAGAAGAACAGAAAACGAAAAACAAGGAGACAAAGACUGAGAAAGUUGGUGAAAGCAACACAACGUCCUCAAACACAACCCACAACGGCCAAUCAGAGGAAAGUCAUGCGAUGAGUCACAUGGGCACUACGGGGCAGUUAAGAAGUCGAGUGGUGGUCAUCACCCGCGAGGUCCCCUUCCAGACUGUUGCCGACUUCGUCCAGGAGGGCCAGGUGCGUCACGCCAGGAACCCAGACCUGUACGAGCGGCAGGUGUGUCUGCUGCUGUUGCAGCUGUGCUCCGGCCUGGAACACAUGAAGCCCUACCAUGUGACCCACUGUGACCUGCGUCUGGAGAACCUGCUGCUGGUGCACUGUCAGCCUGGGGACCCUCGAAACCAGGGCAAGGUGGAGGCCAACAACAAUGCUGCCCCCUCUGGGACUGGCCUGACUACUGCCCCUUCAGCCCCCUCUGGGACUGGCCUGACUACUGCCCCUUCAGCCUCCUCUGUCGCCGCUAACUCCACCUGCCCCGCUCGUCUCAUUAUCAGUAACUUCUCUCAGGCCAAACAGAAGACCCCCCUGGUGGUGGAUCCCGGCGCCCUCCGCAACCAGUCACGUCUAGCGCCUGAGAUCGUCACGGCAACGCAAUACCGCAAAUGCGAUGAGUUCCAGACCGGCAUCCUCAUCUACGAGAUGCUGCACCGCCCCAACCCCUUCGAAGAGACGCCUGACCUGAAGGAGAGGGAGUACACCUGGGCUGACCUACCGCCGCUGCCCCUGCGCUCGCUGUACUCCCAGGGGCUCCAGCAGCUGGCCAGCCUCCUGCUGACCGUCAACCCCUCCGAGAGGAUCCAGAUGGCCGAGGCCCGGGCCUGCCUGCAGUGUCUGCUCUGGGGGCCCCGUGAGGACCUGUUCCAGGUGCUCAACACCGCCCCAGCGCCGGAAGCCAACCCCAGCCAGUGUGAGUCCACGCUCCAAAACUGGCUGGACCUGAAGCGGACGCUGAUGAUGAUUAAGUUUGCAGAGCGUUCCCUGGACUCUGGGUGUGGAGUGAGCCUGGAGGACUGGCUGUGCUGCCAGUACCUGGCCUUCGCUAGCACGGACUCACUCAGCAGGGUGGUGCACAUCCUCCAGCAGACCCAGGCCCAGCCUCAGAGCCAGGCCCAGCCUCAGAGCCAGGCCCAGCCUCAGAGCCAGGCCCAGCCUCAGAGCCAGGCCCAGCCUCAGAGCCAGGCCCAGCCUCAGAGCCAGGCCCAGCCUCAGAGCCAGGCCCAGCCUCAGAGCCAGGCCCAACAUCAGACCCAUACUUGUCAUGUGACCCAGGCCCAGCCUCUUUGAGAACCACAAUUCAGCCUACCUACACCAACGCCAAGUCUCUCUUUAAAGAGACCUGACCCCAUCUCCUGUUCUUCACUGAUGCGAAUGUACGAUACCAGUAAACUUUCGCCUCUUUGUCAGCAUUCACUGUUCUUAGUAUGGUCAGAUCAGACACACUGUCCUGGGGAGAGAAACACUACUCUGCAUCUGCUUGGGCCAACGAUAGAUGGAUGUAUCUCAAUGAACUUAAAAGAGCAACCAUAAGGAGUAAGGUUACAUAAAAACUCUAGAGUGACCAUGGCAACAGGUCACAAGCUGUAGUUGGUAUCAGUGCCCUUCCACCAUGUGACUAAUUGGUCCCAAAAAGUUCAAAGUCAUUCAGUAGUGGAUGAUGUCAUGAAUCUCGACAAUCGUGUGUGUGUGUGUGUGCUUGGAAGCAGUUGACUUGAGGAAGGAUGGGAGCUCUGGAAAGAUCACUUUGAAUAUCCUUGUGUGACACACUCUUUAGAAAUAAUUUCUGAAAGACAGGAAAUAUUCUACCUGUUUAAAUGUCAGAGAGCAAGAGCACUGUUUUGCACGUUAACAUCUCAAUAUCUAACAGUGUCAAUGCACAGUAAUGUUCUGCUUUGACAUUUUGGAAGCAUCUCUGAGCAGUUAACUUUACUGAUAGUUUACAAGUAUUACGGAUAGGAAACUAUCCUACGAAUUCUUUCAGUUUUCAGUGAUUCCCAGAGCGUGUGUGAGUGGAGCUUCAGGCUGACGGUGCCCACAUGGAUGAGGGCUGACGGAGUAUAAACUGGGGGGACAUUUGUCCAACACACCUUGCACUCUUGGUUGGGUAGGUUGAACUAAAUGCCCAAAAGAUUUUAGAUUUUCUAUUGCAUUUACUGUAUACAUUUAUAGAGUUCUACACCACCAAAAGUUAAUUAAUCUUAACCUUACAUAACUUUUGAGCACUGAAAACUGGAGUGGACAAAAACAUGCCCUUACUUCCUCAGAUAAUCUAUAAGAGUAGGGUAUAGCUCAGUGGUUAGAGCAUUUGACUCCAGAUCAACAGGUUUCAGGUUCAGAAACCCCCCAUGUGCUGUAUAUCGGUUUAGAUAAAAGCAUCUGCUAAAAGACAUUAUAUUUGUACCAUUAGUGUCAUGCAAAUGUUUGUCACCAAAGAUGUGUCCUCAGGUCUCUUAAAAAAAAUACACAAAAUUAAGUGAUAUAGAGAUGACGGCAUUGAAAUAUUUUUAACAGAAGUAAUCAUUUAAUUAACUUGUUGGAUAGAGAAUUAUCAUUCAAGUGUCCUUACUGAGCUUGUUCAAAAAUCACUUUGCUGUGGAAUCCAAAAAACGCACGGCUGACCAUUUUGCUUAAUGCAGUCAUCAGAACAGGAUUUGGGCUCAGUGGCACCAAACUAUAUAACGCAUCACGUGUUGGGUGAACACGCACUCCUUUUGUAUUUUUCUUUGGAUUCGUGCAAUUAUUAAAAUGUCAACAAAAAAAAUUAUAAAUGAGCUUAUAACCCAUAAACAUCACAGUAUUUUAAACAUGUAUGUUUUCUUUGUCACAAUAUGCGACUUUGUUUCACAUAUUCUCUUCUAUGUAUUUUGUGGCACAUACUAUGACUGAACUGAAGAUGAGGAUCGUGUUUCAUAUUUUAAGAACAAUUUGUAGUCUGGAACUAAGACUAAAUUAUCACAGCGGUAGGGGAGCUGGUAGUACAUUUCAAGGGACUGCACAAUCGAACAUUUGUACUUUUAGUUUGUACUUUCUUGAAUUGUUCAUCGUUGGAAAAGUUGGGUCGUCAAUGCCCUUCACUCAUUCAGUGAACAGAACUGUACAAUGCUCCUAGAUGAGCUUGAAACUGGAGGUGGAUGACGUGACACAUGAAGAGUUAGCAGCCAGCCUUGGUGAAACAACUGGUUGUCGAAUGGCUCAUCAACAUUUGGAAUGUAGCAGAAUGCACCUGGACUGGGGGGAACAGGUCUGAGUCUGGGUCUUUUCUAACCAUUAUUCACUCUUUUGAGCUUAUCUUUUUGGUCAACCACUACACUUCACUCAGAAGCCCCAGAUCAGUGUAAAAUAGUAGAACAACCACUGCCUUAAAACCCUGCUUGACCAUCCACCUUCAACCCUCCUGCUAUGACGUGCUGAUGAUGUGUUCUGCUUGAAGACCAUCCACCUUCAACCCUCCUGCUAUGACGUGCUGAUGAUGUGUUCUGCUUGAAGACCAUCCACCUUCAACCCUCCUGCUAUGACGUGCUGAUGAUGUGUUGUGAUAUUGACUUGGCUGUUACUGGUAGACACCCCUGCCCAGCUUCAUCACAAGUGUCCUCCUACAGUGAGCAGACCCUCCCAGCUUCAUCACAAGUGUCCUCCUACAGCGAGCAGACCCUCCCGGCUUCAUCACAAGCGCAUGCAGCUUCAGACUCAUUCUAGCUGAACAAACGAGCUCACCGUGGACUCAGUCUUCCCUCCCUGGAAUCAAUAUUGCCGAUUUGAUCAAUGUUUGCAGGUCGUCGUUAGCUAGUAAGGGAACAGUAUAGAACAGAGACCAUCUUGUUUUGCACACACACAAUUAAAUAAAGCAUUUGAGUAAAUGCAUCGGCAACUUGAACUAUCUUGUUACAUUUGUUUUCAUUAUGUGUAAUACUGUGUUUAACAAACCAUUCAAAGUCGAUAGGUAUGAUUUUUUAUUUUCUUUAUCAGACGGAAAUCGGGAUUAAUCAUCCUGCAGUUUUAUUAACCAUUACAAACUGUUGUAUUUCAGUAUCUUAGCAAUUAUUUUUGUUAUAACCAAACUCUAUUGCAGCCACUCUAUCCAGUCAGAGUGCAAGCUGCAUUUCAGAAGAGCCCCGCUAGUAGUUCAAUGCAGCCAUUGGAAUGAAUGGAGACAGACAUGUGUAGGUCUGUGGCUGUAAUAUGGUCAGUGUACAGUGGCUGUAAUAUGGUCAGUGUACAGUGGCUGUAAUAUGUGUACAGGUGUGUGGAAUGGGGACUGCACUGGGGGCCGUCCUCACCCAGAGUCAACAUUUAUGUUGAGUCUAAUCUGAUCUCGUCUAUUUUAGCCCACAUUUCUUUCUGAAUACAGUGCACCUCUAUCUGUACGCUUUAGGGAGACUAUCGUCUUUGUUGUUAAAAGAAGGCUUCACUAGACUGUGGUCUAAUUUACCGUGCGAAACAGUAUGGAGGGGUGUCUGAUCUCUGGCCUGAUUAAGAUUAAAAUACUGUGUUAUUUUCACCUUUAGGGGAGGAAAUGUGUUAGUGUACAGAUCUAUGUACAGUAUUUUCCCUCCUCUUGUAAAUGAUGAUGGUAAUAACAAGGAGUGAAACCACUUUGGGAGGAUGAGUUCCAAUAGGUGUCAUUCAUGGUUAGUAAUUACCAGCAGUCCAAUUUGCUGUGGUGUCAUUGCAUUGUGACAGAUGAGCUCAUUUGGCUUUCUAUAUAUGUGUAUAUCUUUCAUUAACCGAUGGUAAAAGAACAAUAAAUAUAUGUUUUUAUAAAAAAAAAAA
Osmerus eperlanus (European smelt) is the source of this 9686-nucleotide messenger RNA. RefSeq names its product pseudopodium-enriched atypical kinase 1 (gene peak1). Bases 408 to 6203 code for a protein of 1931 amino acids. Gene Ontology annotation, molecular function: ATP binding; protein kinase activity. NCBI's taxonomy places the organism in Eukaryota, Metazoa, Chordata, Actinopteri, Osmeriformes, Osmeridae. The record is from RefSeq and is a predicted model, not a curated record. Gene Ontology annotation, biological process: protein phosphorylation. The transcript is spliced from 8 exons.